AUGCGCGUCCCUCCCGCCGCCCCCGCGUCGCCACCGCCGCCGCCGCGGCCGCUGCGCGUGCUCGUGAUCACUCUCGAGUUCGCGGCGAGCACGUUCAGCGGGAACGGCGUGUACGCGCGUUCGCAGGCGCGCGCGCUCGCGCGCGCUGGGCAUCGCGUCCUCGUCGUCUCCGGACGCCCAGACGACCUCGACGACGCCGCCGCCGAAUCCGCCGCCUCCGAUCCCACCGCGGACGACGACGACGCGAGCCGACCGAUCGUGCGGACGGUGCCGGUCCCCGCGGCGACGUGGGGGCGGCUCGACGCGUCGUGCGGGCACGCGGCGUUCGCGUCCGCGGCGGCGGCGUCGCGCGAGAUCACGCGCGCGAUCGCGUCGCACGCGCCGGAGGUCGUGCUCGGCGUGGACUGGUCGUCCUACCCCGCGUGGGCCGCGCUCCGCGACGCGCUGCCGAGCUCGAUCUCGCAGCAGCCUGUACCGCCGUUCGUGUACUCCAACUUCCGCGUCUUCUCGCGGACGGACGACGCGCGCGGGACGCAUCGAGCGCUGGAGGCGGCCGCGGUGGCGGGCGCCGCCGCCGUCGUCGCGCUGUGCGAAGACGACGCGGACUUCGUCGCCGCGCGGCUCGCGCCGCGCGGCGCCGCGGUCGCGCCGUUCGUCGUGCUCCCGCCGCUGCGCGAGGACGUCCGCGCGAUGGCGACGGAGAUGGCGAGUGAAGAAGAAGAAGAAACGCAUGGAGAUGAGGCGUUACCGCGACGACGGUACGUGACGUGCGUCGUGAGGCUCUCCCCGGAGAAGGAGCCGGAGCGGUUCGUCGACCUCGUCCGCGAGUUACGCGCGCGAGGAACCUUCGACGACGAUGGACGUAACGGCGACGACGCGUGCGUUACCACCGCUUCCUCCUUAACGCCCGUGCUGUGCGCGUCCACGAGCGGCGCGUACGCGGACGACAUCCGCGCGAGGUUCGUCGAAGCGUCCGGCGGAAAGGGAAAAGUCGUCGCCGACUUUGUGGACGCGCGCGGGCUGCGCGACGUCUUCUCGAGGACGACGCUCAACGUCCAUCCGUGCGCGAGAGACGCGUACGGCAUGACCGUCGUCGAGGCCGCCGCGUUCGGCGCGCCGUCGAUCGUCCAAGGCGGCGGGGGCGUGGGGUGCACGGGCUUGGUCGGGUUCGAGGACGCGUUCGUGCGCGCGGAUUGGACGGCGGCGGCGGCGGCGGAGGGCGGCGGCGGCGGCGUCGCGGGCGUCGCGGACGUCGCGCGACGCGCGCUCGCGGACGCGGACGCGCUUCGGGCGAUCGCCGCGCGCGCGAGGACGGCCGCGCUGGCGUGGGACGAGGCUGCGAACGCGUCCGCCGUCGCGGACGUUCUGAGGCAGGUCGUGGACGCGCACGGUGCGAAUGAAACGGUCAGAAGGUGGACGUUACCGUCGGAGGAGGAGCAAUGCGCGCUCGCGCCGAUUUGGGCGAAUCCCGCGCUGUCGAUUCUCGUGAACGACCACUGGGUGACCAUACGACGCGCCGAGUCGACGGAUACUCCGACGGAUAUCGGCACGGAUACCGUAUUGCCUCUCGGGACGUACGUCGUCCUGACCGCCUAUAAUCCGAUGGGAAAGCGGACGGACGACGCCGUCAACGCGGAGAGGCACGCGCGGCUGCGCGCGCGGCUGGCGUCGUCGUCGUCGCCGGCGCCGGCGCCGCGCGCGGUGUUCCAAUCGCGCUCCGUCGACCCCACGGGCGGCGCGGACGCGUGGCACGAGCCCGGGGUCGCGGUCUUAUUGCCGACGGAUCCGAGCGAGGCCGCCGCGGUGCGCCUGCGCGCGAUGCGGCUCGCGCGCGGGUGCGGGCAAGCGGGCGCGUACGAAGUCGUCGUCGGCGGCGACGAAAAAAACGUCGACGUCGCCGCCGCGGUGGUCGCGUGCUUUCCCGGGUUGGAGACGCUGACGUGUGAAAACGUGCGGAUGCGCGUGAGCGACGUGAUGAAGGCGACGAUAGAAGAGAUAGCACCGUAGGUUAGGUAGUUUAUUUACGUAGUGCUUAGUCUGCUGUCC
Molecule: messenger RNA, 2046 nt
Organism: Micromonas pusilla CCMP1545
Lineage: Eukaryota; Viridiplantae; Chlorophyta; Mamiellophyceae; Mamiellales; Mamiellaceae
Exons: 1
Coding region: 1-2007 (668 amino acids)
Source: RefSeq, a predicted model, not a curated record